Molecule: messenger RNA, 1450 nt
Organism: Podarcis muralis (Common wall lizard)
Lineage: Eukaryota; Metazoa; Chordata; Lepidosauria; Squamata; Lacertidae
Source: RefSeq, a predicted model, not a curated record
CAGUUUCGCGUUUUCGCCGUGAAGGGAAAUAGAGAGAGCCAAUUGAGGGCGGGAUUAUUUAUUAUUCUUCGUUUUGCGAGGGUGCUCCAGUUAGCCCCUUGUUGUGGCGAAAUGCAGCUCUGCGAGGCAGGCUUAAGAGCUGCUGGAGCCCCCGCUCUAGGGCAGGUCGACGGUGGGACUGUGCCUCUGAGGGGAGAUUUCCCCGGUUGGAGGGGAGAAACUGGGGAGACGCGACCGGUCAAAAAGGCUCUUCCUCCGGUCCGCGCAGUGAGGAGGAAAGUCCCUGUGGGGGGCUGCCGAGGAAGGGAGAAUAUGACCUGCUUGUGUUGCCUUCAUUCUGACAGGAGGAAAAAAAGGCGCUAGUCCUCAUCUUGCCAAGGGUGUUGGGGGGAACGCCGGGCGUGCAAGCAGCUGCUGCAAAGAACAGUGUCCCCCCCACCCCACCCCGCCUCGAAAGGCGGCGGUGUCUGCUGCCAUGGGGGGUGCAGCACCUUCCCUUGCCCUGAGGUAAAUCAGGGAGUGCAGGGAGCUGCGGUGGAUGCUCCUAGUCAAGUGUUGGAGGUAAAAGGUCUUCCCCACUAUGGCCAUAAUAAGCCUGUGUGCACUUGGAAGUGAACAUGCAUAGGUUUGACUGCCUUGCCUCCAGAUCAUCGGUUUAAAAAUCCACCACACGUGUCGCAAAGGAGCUUCUCAUUCUAGGAAGGGACUUCGCCUUCUGCAGCUGGCUUAGUGGGAUGAAAUUCCUUAGUCGGUGCAACUGCCCCCCCCAUCAGAUUAUGGCACAGACCCAAGGCUUUGGGCUAAGGUACAUCAAAGCCUUUUUGAAAGGCUUCUUUGUUGCUGUUCCUGUGACGGUGACUUUCCUUGACAGAGUGGCUUGCAUAGCAAGAGUUGAAGGAGCUUCAAUGCAGCCUUCUUUGAAUCCUGGAGGAAGACAGGAAUCUGAUGUAGUUCUUUUAAACCACUGGAGUAUUAGAAAUUAUGAAGUGCAACGUGGAGACAUAGUUUCGCUGGUGUCUCCAAGAAACCCGGAGCAGAAGAUCAUUAAACGAGUGAUUGCUCUUGAAGGAGACAUUAUAAAAACCAUAGGCUACAAAAAGAAAUACGUAAAGGUUCCCCAUGGCCACAUGUGGGUAGAGGGUGAUCAUCGCGGACACAGCUUUGACAGCAAUGCUUUUGGCCCGGUCUCCCUUGGACUUCUACACGCUCGCGCAACCCAUAUACUCUGGCCUCCAGAGCGCUGGCAGAAGUUGCAGCCCAAGCUUCCUCCAGAACGCCAACUUCUCCAGGAUGAGGAGGAAUGACCGUUUCACAUCUGGUGGGAAGCAAGUUAUUGACUCUUGAAUUAAUUGUAGGAAAGGGGCAAGAACAGCCAAUAACGGAACUGCCAAAUGUGCAGAGUUUCUGCAAGCAUAUAUAUAUAUAUAUAUAUAUAUAUAUAUAUAUAUAU